AUGCCGAGUUCAUGCUCAGCAGUUAAGGUUGAAUAUGAUGCAACUGCCUUUAUCAUUGAUGGUCAGCGCAAGAUUAUAAAUUCUGGUUCCAUUCAUUAUCCUCGCAGCACUGAGCAGAUGUGGCCUGAUCUGAUUCAGAAGGCAAAAGAGGGUGGACUCGAUGCUGUUGAAACAUAUAUCUUCUGGGAUCGACAUGAGCCUAAACGCCGUGAGUAUGAUUUCUCAGGAAACUUGAACUUCAUAAAGUUUUUCCAGCUUAUUCAAAAUGCUGGUCUCUACGCCAUUCUGCGCAUUGGACCAUAUGUCUGUGCUGAAUGGAAUUAUGGAGGUUUCCCUAUGUGGCUUCAUAAUACACCAGGGAUUCAACUGAGAACUGAUAACGAGAUCUACAAGAGAGAAAUGGAAAUUUUUACAACCAAGAUCGUCGACGUGGUCAAAAGUGCCAAGCUGUUUGCAUCACAAGGAGGCCCCAUUAUUUUUGCUCAGAUCGAGAACGAAUAUGGAAACAUCAUGAAAGGUUAUGGAGAAGCAGGGAAAAAAUACAUCCAAUGGUGUGCACAAAUGGCUGUAGCCCAAAAUAUUGGUGUUCCAUGGAUUAUGUGCCAACAAAACGAUGCUCCUCAAACCAUGAUCAAUACCUGCAAUGGAUUUUACUGUGACCAAUUCAAGCCAAACAAUCCUAAAAGUCCAAAAAUGUGGACAGAAAACUGGACUGGAUGGUUCAAACUUUGGGGAGGCAAAGACCCACAUAGAGCAGCUGAAGAUCUCGCAUUUGCAGUUGCACGUUUUUUCCAACAGGGAGGAGUCUUGAAUAACUAUUACAUGUAUCAUGGUGGAACAAACUUUGGACGCACUGCCGGAGGUCCAUACAUUACUACGUCAUAUGAUUAUGAUGCACCACUUGAUGAAUAUGGGAAUCUUAACCAGCCAAAGUAUGGACAUUUAAAGCAACUUCAUGCAGCUCUUAAAGUUGGGGAGAAAGCUCUCACUAGUGGCAUUGUAAAAGAAAUGAUGUAAAUUUCUCUUGGCAAUCAGUUGACCACGUACGCCAUCAAUGCUACCGGAGAGAGAUUCUGUUUCUUGAGCAAUCAAAACGAGCAAAAUGAUGCCAAUGUUGACUUGGGCCAAGAUGGGAAGUACUUUGUGCCUGCUUGGUCUGUUAGUAUUCUUCAGAAUUGCAACAAGGAGAUAUUCAACAGUGCAAAGCUCAGUAGUCAGACCUCCGUAAUGAUAAAGAAACUAAACUAUAAGGAUGAGAAUGACCAAGCUCCCAAACUCACCUGGACGUGGGCUCCAGAGGCCAUGAGAGACACCCUCCGAGGAAAGGGGAGAUUUAGAGCAACAGUUCUUCUUGACCAGAAAGAAGCAACUUUUGACAUCAGUGACUAUUUAUGGUACAUGACUAGUGUUGAUAUCAAUAAUACAAUUUAUAAUUCCUGGAAAAAAACAACCCUACGCGUCAGCACCAAUGGCCAUGCACUCUAUGCUUACGUGAACAAGAAGCUCGUAGGUUAUCAAUUCUCCAAGCAAGCCAAUGGUCAACAAAUGGUAAAUGGUGACGAUUAUAGCUUUGUAUUCGAGAAACCAGUUUCUCUCAAACCUGGGGCAAACACCAUAUCUUUACUCAGUGCCACAAUUGGAUUAGCGAACUAUGGUGAGAAGUACGACUUGAAACCUACUGGCUUAGUGGGUGGCUCAGUGCAGUUGGUUAACGAUGCAAAAAAGACUAUUGACCUAACAUCAAGCAAUUGGUUUUAUAAGGUUGGCUUAACUGGUGAAUUAGCCAAACGUCUCUUUGAUCCAAAAUCACCACAUGGGAAAGUCUUUGCUACUGAUAAAGUUCCCAUUGGCAGGCCUAUGACUUGGUAUAAGACCACUUUCGAGGCUCCUUUGGGUACAGAACCAGUGGUGGUGGACUUGCAAGGCAUGGGCAAGGGGCACGCCUGGGUGAAUGGAAACAGCAUUGGCCGAUAUUGGCCUGCACAGAUAGCUGAUGCUAAUGGAUGCAGUGACACCUGCGAUUACCGCGGCGCAUAUAAGGAUGGCAGAUGUAGGACAAACUGUGGCAAUCCUUCCCAAAGAUGGUACCACAUUCCGAGAUCAUUCCUUAACAACAAUGGCACAAACACAUUGAUUUUAUUUGAGGAAGUAGGAGGAAACACUACAGGCAUUUCUUUCCAGAUUGUGACAAUAGGAACAAUUUGUGGUUAUGCAUAUGAGGGCAUCACAUUGGAGUUGUCAUGCCAAGCUGGGCGAACCAUUGCGGAUAUCCAGUUUGCCAGCUUUGGAGACCCCUGGGGAUCAUGUGGCUCAUACAAGGCAGGCUCCUUCCAAGCCACUAUCAGCUUGGCUGCAGUGGAAAAGGCAUGUGCGGGAAGGCCAAGCUGUAGCAUUGAUGUAUCAGAGGCAACAUUCGGAUUGAAUAAUGUGGAUGUAACAAAGAAGUUGGCUGUACAAGCUGUUUGCAGUUGAAAUACAGAGAACCAGAACCUAAAGUUAAAAAGGGAGAAGAUACAAGAAAUGUACUAGGAUAUAUGUGUCUCCUAAAGAAAUAAUGUGCUUGAUGAUGAAGAGUAGAGCCAUAAUGUCUUUGACUCUUUGUGGUUAAUCAAAUGAUGAUACGAAUGAAGAAGCUCUUACACACAGAUAUUACUUACUACUAUACUGUUGUCUCCUUUUUCACGGUACUGCUGAUUGCAUUUUACUUGAUGGCUUACCAUUUCUCUGCUGAUUGCAUCUUCACAAAUUAAUUUUCCUGUUGGUAAUGGUUCAGCAAACCAUU
Molecule: messenger RNA, 2782 nt
Organism: Durio zibethinus
Lineage: Eukaryota; Viridiplantae; Streptophyta; Magnoliopsida; Malvales; Malvaceae
Source: RefSeq, a predicted model, not a curated record